UGAGCGCGAAGGAGGAGGUCUUAUCUGUCCUGCGUGUCUUCAUCCGUCACUGGGACGCACUCGGACCGACUUCACGUCCACGCCGCGCCGGACCAGGAAUAACUCGUGCAAGGAGACGCUCGGAAGGAACAGAACCCCCCGCAAGAACCGAAACUGAGCCGCUCUUCCGUCCCGCACUCGUCAGUGCAGCUCCGACUCCCCGAGGACUUAAGUUGGCCAUGAAGACCGGAAUGGACUGACUUUACUUGGCCGGGAUAAACACGACCUUGACGCGCUCAAGUCUCCCGCUGAGACGACAAGAGAGCAGGUGAUGUCGAUAAAGUUUGCGGUCCUCCAAAAGUGAGAAGACGGCGCUGGAGUUGUUCAAGAGUCUUCAUUAAUGAUGUCUUCCAUGCGAGUGUCGCCUCCCUUUCGCGCUCCAUCCGAGGAAGCGGACGACGACGACAACAACGCUGCCUGGGUGGACGACGAGGGUCCCAGGGAGACCACGUCGCCCUCUCCUCCCGACCAGCCCCGCCCCCUGGACGAGCUGCAGCCAAUCAGGGAGAAGCGAGGGGCCGCGGACUCGUGGGAGGAUGUCGGCUCUUCCACCAUGGACCACGACGGCGCUAAAGGAUGCUCCGCCUACUCCUACCGGGCCAACUCCGCCUCCCCGCCCAAGCCGGAGGAGUGUUCCCGGGGGGAUCGCGGCGAGCAGACUGUGUCGGGCGCCACCUUCGGCACGCCGGAACGCCGCAAAGGGAGCCUGGCGGACGUGGUGGACACGUUGAAACAGAAGAAGCUGGUGGAGAUGACCAAGACGGAGCAAGACGAGCCGUCCUGCAUGGAGAGACUGCUCUCCAAGGAAUGGAAAGAACGCGUCGAUCGACUCAACGCCACUGAGCUGCUGGGUGAGGUCAAAGGGACGUCAGAGUCGCUGGAGGACAAGGAGCGGCAGCUUUCCGCCAUGAUCGGCCAGCUGAUCAGCCUGCGCGAGCAACUCCUCUCUGCCCACGACGAGCAGAAGAAGAUGGCCGCCUCGCAGCUGGAGAAGCAGAGGCAGCAGAUGGAGCUCGCCAGGCAGCAGCAGGAGCAGAUUAGCAGACAGCAGCAGCAACUCCUGCAGCAGCAACACAAGAUCAACGUUCUCCAACAACAGAUCCAGGUCCAAGGGCACAUGCCCCCCCUCAUGAUCCCCGUGUUUCCUCACGACCAGAGAUCUUUGGUGGCUGCCGCCGCCGCACAGCAAGGUUUCCUCUUCCCACAAGGCAUGUCCUACAAACCAGGUGACAACUACCCCAUGCAGUUCAUUCCUUCAACAAUGGCGGCCGCUGCGGCUUCUGGACUCAGUCCACUUCAACUACAGCAGUUGUACGCCGCCCAGCUAGCAAGCAUGCAGAUUUCGCCAGGGGCCAAGAUGGCGCCACUCCCGCAGGGGCCCAACGCCUCGGGCCCCCUGUCGCCUUCCGCCCUCAAGAGCGAAAAGAAAGCGUCCAGUCCUGUCGCUCAAGUCAAGGAGGAAGGAUCCACACAACCUCUCAACCUCUCAGCCCGACCGAAGACAGGCGAGCCUCUGCGCUCGCCAACAUCGCCUACUCAGACCAUGUUCUUCGGCAACAAGACCAGCCCCACCGGGGGAGGCAAGGCCCGGGUCCCCAGCCCCGUGACCUCCAUGGGCCGCAACGCAUCCCUAGACAUCUUGUCCAGCCUGAACUCCACGGCUCUCUUCGGGGACCAGGACGCCGUGAUGAAGGCCAUCCAGGAGGCCAGGAACAUGAGGGAGCAGAUCCAGAGAGAGCAGCUGCACCACCACCCGCAGCACCAGCCUCCCUCUCAUCUUCAUCACCACCACCAUCAUCAUCCUCCUCCCUCCGCAGCGCCUCCCGGUCACCAAAGUCUGGAGGCCAAACUGUCGGCGCUGAGCAGCAUGAGCCUCAACAACGGCAACAAGGAGCGUCUGCACUACGAAUCGCUGAGUCAUCACUUGGGCAAACUGGGCGAGGAUGCGGGCAAGAUGGUCCAUCGAGUCAUCGACCUGACCAGGCCAGAGGAUCUGGAUGGUGGAAGCAGCAUCACGGAGGCGCGAGUGUUCCGGGAGGCGCGGGGCAGGAACAACAGCGAGCCGCACAUCAAGAGGCCCAUGAACGCCUUCAUGGUCUGGGCCAAAGACGAGCGGAGGAAGAUCCUGCAGACCUUCCCUGACAUGCACAACUCCAACAUCAGCAAGAUCCUAGGUUCUCGCUGGAAAGCUAUGACCAACCAGGAGAAGCAGCCGUACUACGAGGAGCAGGCCCGCCUCAGCAAGAUCCACUUGGAGAAGUACCCCAACUACAAGUACAAGCCGCGGCCCAAGAGGACGUGCAUCAUCGACGGCAAGAAGCUGCGCAUCGGCGAGUACAAGCAGAUGAUGCGCUCUCGACGCCAGGAGAUGAGACAGUUCUUUGUUGGCCCCCAGGCUCCAAUCCCCCUGGGCAACAGCGCGGGCGGCGUGGGCGUCUACCCGGGCGGCAUCACCAUGGCGACGACGGCCACGCCCUCCCCCCACCUGACCUCGGACUGCUCCAGCAACUCUGCCAGCCCCGAGCCGGCCGCGCCCGUCAUCCAGGCCGCGUACGGCGUGGUCAAGGCCGAGCCCGUCGGCGUGGGCAACAACGGCGCCACCGCCGACGACGACACGGACAUGUACGAGGACUUCGAGGACGAGCCCAAGUCGGACUACAGCAGCGAGCACGAGACGCGGGAGGACAUCGGCGCCAACUGAGCGCGCUCACAAAACAAACCGUCUUCGUCAGACGGCCCGACGGUGACCUCGGACCCGCCGAGACGAGCCGGUCACGAUCUGAGGAGUCGGCAACUUUUUAUUAUCUCCGUGUUUUUACUUCUCGUCUUUGAUUUUCUGCCGCCCGUACAAACUCUGGACUGGCACGACUUGAAAUGACUUGAAAAGUUUGAAUAUCAAAUCUUUUAGUCUUACGUUCGUUUCUCGACAAACUACGGUGGCUGACAGGGACCAACACGCAGCUGCGGCCGAGCGCUCCAAACUCAAAAAUGAUUGAAAAGCAAAAAAAAAAACUAAAAAAUGCUGCAAGUCAAGGAGCAAAAACGAAAGCGAGUUAGGCUACCCGGAAGUUAACAAGGCUACCAGGAAGUUAGCCUCGCUAACCUUCUGGUAGCCUAGCUACCAGAAAGUUAGCUAGGCUACCAGGAAGUUAGCCAGGCUACCAGAAGGUUAGCUAGGCUACUAGGGAGUGAGCCAGGCUACCAGGAAGUUAGCUAAGCUACCAUAAGGUUAGCAAGGCUACCAGGAAGUUAGCCAGGCGACCAGAUGUUUAGCUAGGCUACUAUAAAGUUAGCCAGUUCUACCAGGAAGGUUACCAGAAGGUUAGUUAGGCUACCCGGAAGUUAGCCAGGCUACCAUUAAGUUAGCAAGGCUACCAGGAGGUUAGCUAGGCUACCAGAAGGAUAGCUAGGUUACCAGGAAAUUAGCCAGGCUACCAGACGGUUAGCUAGGCUACCAGAAGGUUAGGUAGGCCACCAGGGAGUGAGCCAGGUUACUAGAAAGUUAGCCAGCUCUACCAUGAAGUUAGCAAGGCUACCAGAAUGUUAGCUAGGCUAUCAGAAGGUUAGCUAGGCUACCAGGAAGUUAGCAAGACUACCAGAAGGUUAGUUAGCCUACCAGGAAAUUAGCCAUGUUACCAAGAAGUUAGCAAGACUACCAGGAAGUCAGCCAGGCUACCAGAAGGUUAGCGAGGCUACCAGGAAGUUAGCCAGGCUACCAAGAAGUUAGCUAGGCUACCAGAAGGUUAGCUAGGCUACCAGGGAGUGAGCCAGGUUACUAGAAAGUGAGCCAGCUCUACCAAGAAGUUAGCGAGGCUACCAAGAAGUUAACAAGGCUACCAGAAGGUUAGUAAGGCUACCAGGAAGUUAACCAGGCUACCAUGAAGUUAGCAAGGCUACCAGAAGGUUAGCUAGGCUAUCAGAAGUUUAGCUAGGCUACCAGGAAGUUAGCAAGACUACCAGAAGGUUAGUUAGGCUACCAGGAAAUUAGCCAUGUUACCAAGAAGUUAGCAAGGCUACCAGGAGGUUAGUUAGACUACCAGGUAGUCUACCUGGUAGUCUAACUAGACUACCAGGAAAUAAGCCAUGCUACCAAGAAGUUAGCAAGGCUACCAGGAGGUUAGCUAGGCUACCAGGAAGUUAGCAAGACUACCAGGAAAUUAGUUAGACUACCAGGUAGUCUACAUAGUAGUCUAAUUAGACUACCAGGAAAUUAGCCAUGCUACCCGGAAGUUAGCCAGCUCUACCAGGAAGUUAGCUAGGCUACCAGAAGGUUAGCUAAGCUACCAGGAAGUUAGCCAGGCUACUAGAGAGUUAGCCAGCUCUACCAGGAAGUUAGCUAGGCUACCAAAAGGUUAGUUAGGCUACCCGGAAGUUAGCGUGAAAGCAAGCUUAUUUAGUAACCGCCAAUAUGUCACCCACAGUCAAAGCUAAGAUGACGGCAACUUCAAAUUGAAUAAUGACUUAUGUCAUUAAAUAUUUCUUCUAAUUGUAAAAUAUACGUAAGAUAUAUUAAAUAUUUUUGGAAAAUAGGGACUGGAAGCUGCAGACUUUUUGACGCAUACAUUCAAGUUUCGGGCAGCUCAGUAAAUUGGGCGCUGACGUAAGAGUGUCAGGAAGUUAGCCAGGUUACUAGAAAGUUAGCCAGGCUACUAGGAAGUUAGCCAGGCUACUAGGAAGUUAGCCAGGCUACUAGAAAGUUAGCCAGGCUACUAGAAAGUUAGCACAACCUUAAAGUCACGAGAAAAAGGCUCGGAAUAAUGAAAAAGUAAAAUACUAAAAUACUACACAACAUUUUUGUCUUAAUUUCUUUAAAGACAUUUAGCUCUCGGGUGUAGCUAACUUCCUGCUAGCACGGCUAACUUCCAUUUUCUUCCAUUCCUCUCACGCAUUUCUUUUUAAUCAUGCAGUGUUGGCAGCGUUUUUUGUUGUUCAAUUUGUUUAACGUCUUUUUGUUUUCUGGAUCAAUUGUGUGUUUGGACAAUUUGGACGUUGCUGCGGGGUUGCUUCAGUCGGCCAAACAAACAAACAAACAAACAAACA
Molecule: messenger RNA, 5079 nt
Organism: Nerophis lumbriciformis (worm pipefish)
Lineage: Eukaryota; Metazoa; Chordata; Actinopteri; Syngnathiformes; Syngnathidae
Product: transcription factor SOX-6-like
Biological process (GO): cell fate commitment; central nervous system development; positive regulation of chondrocyte differentiation
Cellular component (GO): nucleus
Molecular function (GO): RNA polymerase II cis-regulatory region sequence-specific DNA binding; DNA-binding transcription factor activity, RNA polymerase II-specific
Source: RefSeq, a predicted model, not a curated record